This is a messenger RNA of Ceutorhynchus assimilis (cabbage seed weevil), 1524 nucleotides long. The record is from the annotation of a GenBank genome assembly. Lineage: Eukaryota; Metazoa; Arthropoda; Insecta; Coleoptera; Curculionidae.
AUGCCGCGCCGUCCCGGAUCUGGACGAAAGAGAACCCCUGUCGCAUGUUUGUUCAAAGACACUGUACCAAAAGGGAAAACAGCACAAGUAAUGUGCACAUUUUGUUCAAAAGAACUGUCUAAGAGUGAAAAAAAAAAUAUAAAAAAUAAACCUAUGGAGAUAAACGCAGAGGCAGAGGCCAAUAUUACGUCUGCCAGUGCCAGUACAUUUUCCAGUGUUCUAUCCUGUUCCUCUGCACCACGAUCGACAUCAACCCACAGCAAUAAACAACAAAUUUUAUCAUUUGUCGAUAAAAUUACAAGUGAUCAAUUGAAGGCGAAUGAGCUCCUGGCUAGAGAAAUUUCUGCCAGUGGUGCACCUUUGGCUAUGGAGGAAAAUUCUCACUGGCUAAACUACUUUAAAUUCAUACGACCAUCAUUGAAAAUACCAUCUCGAUAUGAAAUAUCUGAGCCCUUACUCCAGCGGGAAUAUAAUAAUGUUCAUGCUUCUGUAGAAGAACAAAUUGCGGCUGCUGAUUCCGUUGCUUUAAUGUGUGAUGGCUGGUGUAACAUACGCAACGAGUCGAUCAAUUACUUUGUAGUAACAACACCGGCUCCAUUACUCUACAAAAGCCUGCCAACAGGAAAGGAAUCUUACACAGCAGAGAACAUAGCCAAAGAAAUCGAUACAGUUAUAUUAAGAGAUUGGCAUGCAAAAAGUUUUUGGACUGCUGCAAUUCAAUUUAUUGAAAGUGAUAAACCACGAAUUUCAAAGGUGGUUGGAAUUUUCAAGAAACUUGAAGAACAUUUCAAAGAAGUUUUGCCAACGAGUCCUAUACUCAAAAAGGAAGAACAAGAUGUAGCAAAAAUAAUCGCAGACAGAAAGCAAUUCGCCGUGUGUGAUGUUCACAAGAUCUGCAAUUUGCUAGUUCCAUCUAUAAGAGGUUCUGACCUCACUCCAACUGAACAGACUGAUGCAAUUGAACACAUUUUCGAGGCUGCAAAAAGAAUUCCGGCUACGAGUCUGUACCUUUACGGCAAUCAGGAAAAGCAUGAGCAGCUACAAGAAGAAGCGCUGAAAUAUAUACAACAAAAUUGGACUGAGCUGCAACAGUAUAUCUUUACCAAUGAUGAUAGUUUGAAGGAUCUAAAUAGGUACAUGAAUUAUAUGAAGAAAACUAGUACAUAUGCAACAAGUUUGGAAGCACUCGGCUUGUCAGAAACUAAAAAUGUCUUCUAUGUCUACCACAAGCAACAAAAAGUAACAUCGAUUAAAUUAACUAUCAAAAUGAUAUCAACAAUAAUAAACAAAAAAGAACACAGGAACAGCAUUCAUCUCUUGUUGGCAGGUAGGCAAGACGCGGGACACUUCGAGCUUCUUACGCCUCAAGAAGCUCAAAAUAGGUUUGGAGAAAAAUCGCUGCCGGAAGGUCGUCGAGGCGUGUCCGAAUCCGACGCUGGACACGACAUGGACAUUACGAGGUCCGUCGGUUAUAGUCGCGGUUCGUUGUCAUCCAACAAAACAUCGCGCAAAAUCCGGACGUGA